AUGAGUGGAUACCGAGACUCAUAUUUUCAGUAUCACCAUUUAGCUGAUUCCCACCAGGUUCUUUAUAGUGAGUGGAAUCAGGACGAAUUUCCUCCGCCGGAUGAACAGGAGGUGGAUAACCAUGCAAACAAAAGCGCCACCAGUGGCGGCAACAAUGGAGGGAGCACCUCCAAUGAAUACGGCGAUAAUGCAAAUUCGAAGUCUUUCGGGAAUACAAAUAAUAGAAUCAACGUAUACUGGGACUACUUUCAUGAUGAGGAAGAUUGGAAUCUAUUCAGAAACGUUCAAUUGGAAAGCAAUGGUAUCGCCACCUUCACUCAGCCGAUAGAUAUAAGCGCAAGAAAUGAAACUGAUGAGUCAACAGAAGCUGCUCAAGGCGAUAAUAUGGCCGGUAAUAAAGAGUCUGCAAGCGCUCUUACCGGAUCCAUUUUCAACCAUUCUGUCACUAAAAUGGCAAUUAUGAGGAAUAACAACUGGAAUGAUAUUGAGAUACCACACCCAUAG
Messenger RNA from Zygotorulaspora mrakii, 504 nucleotides. It is a transcript of the gene SWM1, whose product is annotated as Swm1p. The transcript has a single exon. Gene Ontology annotation, cellular component: anaphase-promoting complex. The record is from RefSeq and is a predicted model, not a curated record. Lineage: Eukaryota; Fungi; Ascomycota; Saccharomycetes; Saccharomycetales; Saccharomycetaceae. The coding region runs from base 1 to 504 and encodes 167 amino acids.